Messenger RNA from Triticum turgidum subsp. durum (durum wheat), 288 nucleotides. The record is from the annotation of a GenBank genome assembly. NCBI's taxonomy places the organism in Eukaryota, Viridiplantae, Streptophyta, Magnoliopsida, Poales, Poaceae.
AUGAUUCAGGCGACGUCCGGCGAAUCCCGCCAUCGCGAAGCACAGCCCGAGCUCCCCUCGGACCGCGACACCCUCCCAUCCAGCUAUAUCCAGCACUCAAGGCCACCAAAGCCCACCCGCGACCCUCCCCCCAUGGCUAGAGUUUCGGGCAUCUUGUCCUCACCCAUGGACAUGCCGUCCUCCUCUCGUCCGGGAGGAACGACCAGUGGACACCUUGCUACUGCUCGGGGACGAAGCGGCCAUGGAGAUUCCUCCUCUGCUCCCAAGUCCUUAAUCUGUCGCAAUUAA